UGCUGAGACGCCACCCUGCUGGGGAAUGCACCUGCCGGGGCGAGAGGUGAGGGUUAGCAGCCUGUCGUUGGCGCUGCCCGGCUGCACCAGGAAGCGGAGCCAGCAGGAGCACCUGUUUCUUGGUGGACGGUUGCUGGAGGAAGGGAAGAUAUUUUCCCCGUGAGUUCCCUUGGUAGCUCGAUCCAGUGGAAGGAAAGCCCAGGAAAGCCAUUGCUGCCAGCCAGAGAACAGUGCCGGGCUCUCACGUGUGGGCAGCGUCUGCUGCAGCAAAUCUUGCCAGACCCUGGUCUCCAUGAUGCUCACAUAGCCCACACAGCUGCGUAAAACCCUUCCAAAGACUGGAAGCGCUGCAGGAGCCUGUCCCACCCUCAGGGUUCCCCUCCUGGACGCUGUGGAUGAAGCACACAGGAAAGGAAGGACACGGCCCUUAUAGUUCCCUUAUGAUGCUGCUCUGGGUAUGCUCCACUAUGUCCUGCAGCCCUGCCUGGAGGGUGGGCUCAGCCUCAGCACAUGGGCCAUAAUUCUCCAGGUGGCACUGCUGCAGAAGGGAGCUCCAUCAGGCUUCAAAGAAUGUGACAGAGGCGUCCCUGCUUGAGAAAUGUGUCUGCCUUCGCAAUCAUUGCUGUCUUGACCUUCCACUUUGCUGUAAGGAUCUAGCCUCAUCUGUGUGACCACCCUGCCGUGCCCUCCCCACCCAGCUGCCCACCAUGCCAGAGCUGGCAGAGAUGAGCACCCCCCGCACCCCUGCAGACGCGGAUCACAUCCAGAGGAACAUCCUGGAUGAGCACGUGGAGCUCUGGUGGUUCCAGGACCCCAAGAAGUCCAUCCUGUGCUACGGGAUGGCUGUGGUGCUGAUCCUGGCUUGCGGGAUCGGUGGCAUCAUCCUGCUGUAUAGCACAAGCAGCCGCUCUGGGGAGUGGCGGCUGGCGGUGGGCACCACGCUCUGCCUCCUGGCCCUGCUUGUGCUGCUGAAGCAGCUGCUGAGCUCUGCAAUCCAGGACAUGAACUGCAUCCGCAGUCGGGAUCAGAUCGAGCUCCUGAAGAGUGGAGGAUUCUCAGACUGCUUGGUGCUGCUGCUCAGCGCCCUGGUGCUGCUUAUCUGUGGGGUCGUGCUCACCACCCUGUCCACCACGACCAUGCAGCUCAGCCCUGCCCGGCCCCUGGCCAGCAUGUUCACCAGCGGGGUUGUCCUCCUGACUGCUGGCAGUGCCAUCCUCCUCUGCCUGCUGCUCUACCUGCUCUGCACCUCCUGCCGCCGGGCUGCUCCUGGGAGCCUGGAGACUGGCGAGAUCCGUGUCUUCACCAUCUCCGGACGCCUCACUGCAAACAGGCGGCUUCCUCCCACCUCCAGCAUGGCGAACCUCAUCUGACCCAGGACACCCCUGUGUGAGCCUCACUGGAUACAACCCGUCAGCAGAGCUUGUGCUGGCCUUUCCCCAAGGAAGGACGAGUGUUCUGGGGUGCUUUGCACUUCUUUUGAAGAUGACUGGCAUUUGCAUUGCCCAGGUUGACGGUGCAGCAGGGACCUGGGUUGUCUGGACGGGCUCCGUGGCCGGGCGCGUUAGGAGCGGAGCACUGCCCUGGUUGACAUUUUAUCUCCACAAAUCCUCCUGCAACAGCUGCUGCCUGCCCGGCUGUGACCCUGUCACAGAGUUAAGGUGAGCCUGUCCUGUACCCCUGGAGACCCCAGUACUUGCUUGGUUCCUGCAGCUCCUGGGGCCGUGUCGUGCACCCUCCCAGCAGGAGAGGCUGUGACUGUGGGCAGUAUAAAACUACCCUGUGCUCCAUGCAGAGCUGCCAGCUCAGUCCCCUGUCUCAGCUGCUACCAGUGCUUUGUGCCUCUGAGCCCGUGAAGGUGGGCACACAUUGACCGUGCUGUAAUGCCCUGUGUCGUGUGCCACCUCACUCCGAGGCUGUGGGACCCCUGAGCAAAGCAGAACCUCUAGGAGCUGAGGAAUGGCAGGGAAUAUUCUGUGUGUCAGCAGGUGUGCAGUGCAAGCAAAGGGAGCUCAGGGGGCAAAUACAGCUGCAAGGGUUGCUCCCAAGAAAGCACCUGUGUGUCUGUGGGAGGGAGUGUGGGAUUUGUGAGGGAUUCUGUGUGCCAGAGCCCCAGCAUGGCUAGGCCUCACAUGAAAUGCCAUUUGUAUUUGCAAUGCCAGGAUCUCUUCCAAUAUUACCUUUCUGCAGCCCACCAUAUUUUGUGGUGUAUCGGAGGGGUGAUCAGAGGGUGUUGGUGUCAGGGCCCUGAUAGGUUCUCAGUGCUGGGCUGUAUGCUGAGGCUCUGUUACCACACCAGUGUGCUGCAGCCAUCAAGCCAUAAACAUCCAGGUGCAGUCACUGGGGGUUGGCGAUGGGAUGCCCGAAGCCCAGGGCUGGGGCUGGUCCCAGCGAGCACCGGUGCCCCGCGAGGGCGACGCGAGGGGAGAGCUGCUGCCCUCAGACAGGGGUUUCCCAAGCAGAGGCACCUCUGCUGCUGCGGGAGCGCUGCAGCUCGUCCCAGCCCCUGCGUGUUCCUCCACUGGUUCUGUCUCCCAAGUGCUGCAGCUGCUGCGAGGCAGAAAAGUUCUGCUGCUGCUGCCUGAGCCUUACCUGGAGCUCUUUUGGUGUUUUAUCUCUACAAGGUGUCUAUCACUGAGGUGCCUUUCCCAGAGGGAGACUAACAUCUCACCCCUGGGAGCUUUUCCUGUGACUUGAGGCUACCUUAUCUGUCAAAAUUUUCAGUUCCUCCAUAAGCUCACAAAUCAUUUCCCUGCUCUUCCCACAGACACAGAUUUUAACCUCCUAGUGAAGCUGCUCCUGUGCAGCCUUCAUCUUCCUGUCAGCUGCUCUCUCUCACUCAACUGAGCUGCUCUGACACAGCUGUUAUUUUUGCUCAUUAUUUACUAAGUUCCCUCUGUAAUGGAACAAGACUGAGCUAUUCUUUUUUCAUGCCUUGUAGCAAAUUUAUUUGGAAGCGGAUAGUAGCUCAUUCCCUUAGUAACAGCACAAAUCACUGUCCAUAUUACACCUGGAGGCAGUGUCGGAGUUCAGCGGCAGUGAACCCCACCAGGUAUAUGCUGGACAGUGAGGAUUUCAUCCCUUUGCAGCUCCAGACCACACCAUCCCCAAUGCACUCAGCUCACAUGGGGACACUUCUGUGUUCACCUGCUCUUGUCCUGCUCCUGCUGGCAUUCCUUCCCCAAGGCCUUGGAUAAUUUUCCCUGAAGUAUGGGAAUAUCAUUUUGGCUUAUAUUUUCUGGAUCUAUGUUUUUUCUGCAUUUUUCUCUGUCACUUUCAUGUCAUCCAUAGGUUUUAUUAAACUGCUGUUUCUUCCUCUCUCUUUAUCACUUUCCUUAAUCUGCCCAGGACUUCAGAGCGUGUUACUAAGAUCGGGUCUUUCUGUGCUAAAUCCUCUCCAAAUUCUUCCCCUCUGGGCUGUUUGACCCCAGUUCCAGCAGGGACCCCUGUGCAUAUGCAGGGAGGGACAGACCAGAGACGGACAGUUUUACACCAUCACUGUUGCUACUCCUCUGCACAUCUGUGUUGGUGCAUGUGCAGUUGUGCAAAGCUGCGCCACCUCUGCCUGCACCAGUGUUUUGGUGGUCACUCCCAGCUGCAGGUGUGGACAACCCGCAGCUGCCUGCACGCCAGCUGUUUUGCACAUCUGGGCAUUUCUGUGAAGAUGCGUGACUGUGCCCAGCUCGCAGCUCUGCACUGCCUCCAUGUCACUGUGAAUCCUCCCACCCCCCAUAGCCCAUCCGAAACGUGCCCCAAGUGCCCAUGACUUGUGCCAGAAAAGGAUGCUUGGGGGCUGUGUCAGCAGCGUAAUGAAAUAACAGGCUGUCCCAAAGAUGGCAUUUUGGGUGUCUGGCUACUCGGAUGGACAGCCUGCUCUGCCCCAGGCACUGGCUCACCUCUGCAGCAGUACUGGGUUGUUCCUUUCUCCAUCCCUGUGUUAUGUGUGAAAAUACAUAAUAAAGUGUUGUGGAAGUCGA
Molecule: messenger RNA, 3974 nt
Organism: Columba livia (rock pigeon)
Lineage: Eukaryota; Metazoa; Chordata; Aves; Columbiformes; Columbidae
Gene: TMEM125
Product: transmembrane protein 125
Exons: 3
Coding region: 708-1370 (220 amino acids)
Source: RefSeq, a predicted model, not a curated record